UCUAAUCUCCUUUCUUUCACUCCCCUCACUCUCUCUUACACUACACACACAAAUAUUACACACCUCCGUUUGUUUGUUUUGACAGGCGGCGCCACCACCACAAAGUCGUAGAAAAAGUCUCUAAACCUCUUACCAUCCCACCACUUGUCACCACACUCCUUAUCAACUCUUAUUCACUUCCUUCUCUCUCUCUGUCAUCCACAAAAACACAACCAUUACUAUUUCUAAAAACUAGGACUAGUGCUCCUCUUCACCAUACAACCCUACAACAACUUUCACUACAAGAACACCCCAUCUUCUCUUCCAUUCCUAAUUUACCCUAACUUCAUUUCUUCCUCCCCCCCCUCUCUCUCUCUCUCUCUCUCUCUCUCUCUCUCUCUCUCUUUCCAUUUUAUUUUCCCCCUUUAUUUGUAUAUGGCUUUGAUUGUCGAUCAACAACCAAACUUCAAGCACUUUUGUAAAAUUUGCAAGAAAGGGUUUGGUUGUGGUAGAGCUCUAGGAGGGCAUAUGAGGGCUCAUGGAAUUGGUGAUGAAAAUUGUCAAAUGGACGACGAAGAUCCUGCAAGCGAUUGGGAAGAUAAAUUAGGAGGGAAUGUGCCUCCUAGCAAUAAACGUAUGUAUGCAUUAAGAACAAAUCCUAAUCGAUUAAAGAGUUGCCGUGUUUGUGAAAAUUGUGGCAAGGAAUUCUUGUCGUGGAAAUCUUUUCUUGAACAUGGCAAAUGCAGCUCCGAGGAUGCUGAGUCGCUCGUCUCUUCUCCAGAAUCCGAUGGUGAGGAUGGCACGCAAAGGAGAGGUUGCGGUUGGUCUAAAAGAAAAAGAUCACUAAGAGCUAAAGUGGGUAAUUUUAACUCACAUUGCCCUUCUAGCGAAGAAGAAGAUCUCGCCAAUUGCCUUAUGAUGUUAUCUAAUGCAACAGUUGAUCCUUUUGUUGCCGAACCAGAGGAGUCAUGUGCUUCGGCUAGUAAAGACGAGGAGCGAAGAAAUCCCAUGAAUUUUAUGGCUCCUAUAGCUUAUAGGGCAGCACCAGUUGACAAGGCUAAAGGGGUUGCUAAGGGAAUGUUCGAAUGCAAAGCAUGCAAGAAAGUUUUUAAUUCCCAUCAAGCGUUAGGUGGACAUAGAGCCAGUCACAAGAAGGUUAAAGGGUGUUUCGCAGCUCGGCUCGAUCAAGGACUAGAUGAUAGUCUAGCUGAUGAAGAUGUUAUUACACAUGAAGAGUUCUUUCCAACUAAGUCAUCCUCAACAUUCCAAUUCGAUCACGGUUCCAAUCCUCCAUUAGCUUCUACAUCAAAAAGGAAAUCAAAGGUACAUGAAUGCUCGAUAUGUCACCGUGUGUUUUCAUCUGGCCAAGCAUUAGGUGGCCACAAAAGGUGUCAUUGGAUUACGUCAAAUUCACCAGAUACAUCUUCUUUGGCUAAGUUUCAUCAGUUUCAAGAUCACAUAGAGCAAAUUCAACAAAGACCCAAGUUUACCAAUACUUCUGAGACACUUGAUCUUUCGCUCGACCUCAACCUUCCUGCCCCGGCUGAUCAUCGUGAUCAUAACGGAGUCAAGCGGGAUCCCCCCGCAAACCAGCCUAGCUUUAAAGUGUCUACAGAGAUUUAUUUAAAAACUUGGGUAGGUGUUGAAGCAAAAGAGAAGGAUAACAAUCACCAGCAGCACCAAAAUGAGGAUGAUAACAAAGAUAACAACAAUAACAAUAAUUGUAAUGGUUCAAUGCAGAAUGUGGAAGAUGAAGCAGACAGUAAGGUGAAGUUAGCAAAGCUUAGUGAACUAAAAGACAUGAACAUGAAUGGAAGUUCAUCUCCAUGGUUGCAGGUAGGAAUUGGUUCAACAACUGAUGUUGGUGCUGACUCGUAAAAUUUUUUGCGAGGGGAUCGGGGCCUUCUCAAAUUUUUUUCUUCUUUUGAAUAUUUUUUCUCUUUUUUGUCCAUUUUUGUAUUUCUAAACUGUAAUUACAGACUGGACAGAAUCAUGAGUAUAAUUUUACACCAUCAAUUUACUUUUUCCUCUUUGGUGGAUACUCAUAAAGUCCAAUGUUUCCUUUAAUACAGGAGAAUAGAUACUUCCGAAUAAACACAUAUGGCAUAUACUUCACCGA
Messenger RNA from Ricinus communis (castor bean), 2098 nucleotides. Its product is annotated as zinc finger protein ZAT1. The transcript has a single exon. NCBI's taxonomy places the organism in Eukaryota, Viridiplantae, Streptophyta, Magnoliopsida, Malpighiales, Euphorbiaceae. The record is from RefSeq and is a predicted model, not a curated record. The coding region runs from base 415 to 1857 and encodes 480 amino acids.